AUGUUCAAGCUAUCCUUUGCCGUGUUGGCCCUUUUGGGAGCCACGCUAGCCUACGAACAUCACGGAUUUGUCAGCGAAGUCAAGCACAUCCCGUACAAAUUCUACGGUGGCGGCGGUUUUGGCGGUGAACAGGGUGGAUUUGAGGGUGGCAUCGGAGGCGGCAUUGGCGGUGGAAUCGGCGGAGGUGAGGGUGGCUACGAGGGUAAGGACUUCUAUGCCUACCCGAAGUACAAGUUCGAGUACGGAGUUAAGGACUACCACACCGGUGAUCACAAGAGCCAGUGGGAAGUUCGGGACGGAGAUGUCGUGAAGGGCGAGUACACUCUGGAUGAGCCGGACGGUUCGACCCGCAUCGUGAAGUACCACGCCGAUAGCAAGAACGGAUUCGAGGCUGUCGUCAAGAACAUCGGCAAGGGAGGUCUGCAGCAGGAGGGUGGCUCGAUCGGUGGAGGACAGGGAGGAUUCGGUGGCGGAUACGGUCAUGGCUACAGCUACAGCAAGCUGAAGAAGUUCAACUAA
Anopheles marshallii is the source of this 519-nucleotide messenger RNA. RefSeq names its product adult-specific cuticular protein ACP-20-like. The coding region runs from base 1 to 519 and encodes 172 amino acids. The record is from RefSeq and is a predicted model, not a curated record. The transcript has 2 exons. Gene Ontology annotation, cellular component: extracellular matrix. NCBI's taxonomy places the organism in Eukaryota, Metazoa, Arthropoda, Insecta, Diptera, Culicidae.